UGUACGACUGACUAGGAUGAAGGGACCACAGCGCAACUCAGUUUCAUUUUCUGGCUUCCUGUGCUAGUCUUUUCUCUAUAUUAUUCAUUGUAUCCCAUGUCUCUAUUGUCAGAUAUGCGUUGUGUCUCUCUAUUGUCAUGAGCAUCUACAAUACGGAAUUCUCGGAUCGCAUAACUAUCAUCGCAUAACUAUCCCCCGACUACAACAACAUCAACAAUAUUGACAGAACAUAAAUCGAAAUAAGUAGGACCAUCGAAAUGGAGCUAGACAGUCUAGACGGUUAUCCAUUACAUGGCCAACAACCCGUUUCCCUCCGGCAAGAGCUAGGAAUCAUGUUCGGGUUUUUGGCCGCUUGUAUCCUAACCGUUGCUGUAUACUAUAUAUUCUGGCAGGCAUCCCAACGUCGCGCAGCAGCCCGCGACGAAGUUCGACGUAAAGAACUUCGAGCCCGCGGCUUCCAUCACGAACGAGGCGGAUAUCACGACAAGGCCUUACAUCGAUACGCAAAUCGGGAUCCGAUUGCGCAAACGCAGGGACAAACGUUGGAAUUCCUGACUGAACCGGCCGAGUUCAAGACUGAGAGUGGGACCCGUCAUAAUAGUGAAGAUGGGAUGAGUGAUACCAACACCGUUAUCACUACUACUGCCGUGGAAAAACAUAUGCAAGACGCUGCAACUGCUGGAUUAAGGAUAGAUACGGACGGGAAUGAAUCUUGGUCUGGGAAUUCGCAAUCCAAUACGUAUCAAAAUGGGAGCGCAGUGAGCAAUCGCACACCUUUGUCGAUGAUGCAGGCGAGUGGUGGUCAAAGUGCGAAGGACAUGUUUUGAUUGUCGGCUGUAAAUAUGAGUUAUGAUUAUGAUACAUAUGACAUUGACUGGACAAAAGUAGUAUAUACGAGGGCCACGUAGCUAGCAAUAAGGCUUAUCAAACCCACGACUCCAUCGUACACUCCCCAUAACAAUAACCAACAAUCCCAAUCCCACUCCCAUACUAACCACAGCAUACAAAUACGCCCAUGCAAAUCGACGCCGUCGCGAGGUUCCCAGUCCAAUAGACGUCAGCUCAGCUAUCCAGGUACUCACCGUCGUAGUCGCGCCACAGAAUCCAUCCAUGACAGCCUGCAAGACCUGACAGGAUACCAAGAUCGAGCGUGCGGUGGCCUCUAUCUCAGCCGCCGCACCAGGGAAACGUGACGGCCUUGACGAUGCCAGAGGAUCAAAACGCCAUGAUGUAGCCGGGGCCCCAAUACCAGCUACAUGCUGCAAAUCGAAACACAUACCCAACACCCCCGUACCAAUAAUAUUAACCGCAAAAGUUCCCAAGGGGAAAGCAGGGAUUCGCGCGUUCAAUGCAAGUGACAUAUAAAACCUGAAUAGACAACCCAGCGGCGCAAAGAUAAUCGCGAACAGUGCAUCGGUUCGCCAUGCAUUAUGCGGUGGCCAGAUAGCCAUAAAAACUGCACCGAGCCAACAGCCCCAACCUAGGAAAACGACAAGACGAUCAAGCACAUUUCGCGUAAAUCGGAAUGGAAUGAUGGGUAUCCACGAAUCGAGCGCGAG
This is a messenger RNA of Talaromyces stipitatus ATCC 10500, 1559 nucleotides long. RefSeq lists its product as uncharacterized. The record is from RefSeq and is a predicted model, not a curated record. Lineage: Eukaryota; Fungi; Ascomycota; Eurotiomycetes; Eurotiales; Trichocomaceae. The transcript is spliced from 2 exons. Bases 258 to 827 code for a protein of 189 amino acids.